UGCAGAGCUGCGCACGGGUUUUUGGGCUAUGAACUCACCUACAAGUCUUUCAUAGCGAUUCCAUCAUCGACAUCCCAACAAUUUUUAGUUUUGAGGGCUACUCAGUCAAAGGAGGCAUCAAUUUUUGUACCAAAGGUCCUAAAGAGAAAAGGCAUGGGAAGAGACUGUGUUGCAAAAAAAUUCAUUAAUUUUAUCGUCGGCUUCGCUUUUAGGGUGGUGUCAAAAUGUGAUACAUCAGUUGAUGUUUGGUCACUUAUGGUCCUAGCCAAACAAACUCCAUCAGUUGAGCAUCCUUUUCUCCCUCCUUUGAAUGAGGGCCUAACUACUACUGCUUAUGAACAACGGGUUGCAUUUCUCUAUUUCAAGGAUGAUGUUGACCUAACAGAAGAUACCACCUUUUGUUACAGAGCUAAUGAAGAGAUAAUCUAG
Molecule: messenger RNA, 429 nt
Organism: Ilex paraguariensis (yerba mate)
Lineage: Eukaryota; Viridiplantae; Streptophyta; Magnoliopsida; Aquifoliales; Aquifoliaceae
Source: the annotation of a GenBank genome assembly